AGUGUAACAUCCAGCGGAAGUAAACCAAACAAAGGCGGCAGUCGCGUUUCUCAAAUGACUAAAUUGAUUUCAGUAGGUUAAUCUAUGAGUUAAACCUCGAGCCACAUUUACUGUAGCCUACAUUAGACAACAAUGUGUUCAGUUGAGUCUUUGAGAGAGUUUGUCAACCAGCGACUAACUGCUGCUGCUGAAGAAAUAUUGGGAGCUUUUAAAAGAAGCAUCGUCGAGUACGAGGAAGAGAUCGAUCGUCAGCGCAGACUGUUGGAUAUGGUUUUGAAGCCUGAAAUCAAGUUACACAGGACAGAGCUCCCACAGCAACAUGUGUGUAAGGAGGAGGAGGUUGUCCCUGAGCAGCAGCUGUGUAUUGAGGAGAGGAAGUCCAGUGUGGAGCAAGAGGAGCCAGAGCCUCCACAGAUUAAAGAGGAAGAGGAGGAAGUGUGCAGCAGUCAGGAGGGAGAGCAGCUUGUAGUGAAGCAGGAGACUGAUGGCUUCAUGUUGACUCCUGCUGAUGAGGAAAGUGAGCAGAGUGAAGAUCAGCCUCUGGACUUCAUUCAUGAUGACACUCAAAGUGCAGCAGAGAAAGAGUCUGUCGUCAUUAUACCAGUUAUAAGCUCUGUGAUAUCAGAAGCAACCAGUGAGCAGCAGCUGCUCUGUCACAACUCUCAUGUAGCUGAGAGGCAAGAUGAGGAAGAAUACCAGCGUGGAGACUCAGGAUCAACUAGAAACACAGAGCUUCAAGCAGAGAAAAGACAUCAUGAAAGUGAAAUGAACAGGAACAGUCCACACACCUCUGCUGCGAUAAACUUAAAUACAGGUAAAAAGCCUUUAAAAUGUGACAUAUGUGGGAAAGGUUUUGAGUACAAGUCAAUGUUGCAGAGACACCUGAACAGCCACACAGGUGAGAAGCCGUUUUCUUGCAAAACAUGUGGGAAAAGAUUCAGUGACAUAUCAGCAUUGAACGCUCAUAUAAGAACCCACACAGGUGAGAAGCCGUACCUUUGCAAGACCUGCGGGAAAAGAUUCCGUGAGAAGUCAGUUUUCAAAAGGCAUUGUAGAACCCACACAGGUGAGAAGCCGUAUACUUGUGACGUAUGUGGGAGAGGUUUUGGACGUUGUUGUGACUUGAAAGUCCACAUGAGGACUCACACAGGCGAGAAGCCGUAUACUUGUAACGUAUGUGGGAGAGCUUUUGCACGUAAUGAUUACUUGUUAGUCCACAUGAGGACUCACACAGGUGAGAAGCCGUACCUUUGCAAGACCUGCGGGAAAAGAUUCAGUGAGAAGUCAGUUUUCAAAAGGCAUUGUAGAAUCCACACAGGUGAGAAGCCGUAUACUUGUGACGUAUGUGGGAGAGCUUUCGGACGUAAUUGUUUUUUGUUAGCCCACAUGAGGACUCACACAGGGGAGAAGCCGUAUACUUGCAAAACAUGUGGGAAACACUUCAGAUCUAUCGGUAACUUGACAUUCCACAUGAGAACGCACACAGGUGUAAAGGUGCAUCGUGUGAGCACAUGUUCCAGUUGAAGUCACACAUAUACAGGAGAGAGACUGUUUACAUGCAAAACAUGUGGCAGAGCUUUCAGAGGCCUGUUCCAUAAAGCAUGCUGAGAAAAGUGGGGAGUGAAGUCCAAAUCCUGAAUUUUAAUUGAAAUUGCAGGUCUGGAAAAGUUCAACUAGUGAGAUAAAGAACAAAAGGAGGAGACUGCUUUAAAGUCUGAAUGAAUUUUAUACUUGCAAGAGUCCUGGAAAACCUGGAAAAGUCAUGGAAUUAGUCAAAAUCAUUAUAAGUCACAGAACUUGUUUGUGUAUAAUGAAAUUAUUAGAAUCAUCUUCAGUGGAUAACCCUCCAUAUAAUGGAACAUAAUGGCAAAUUCAUCUUCUGAAGCUGGCGUCUUAAUGUAGCUUUAAUAUGCGUGGAUGUGUGACAAUGUUUGUUUACCAUCAGGUGUGUUUUGUCAUGUUCUCCCUCAGUUUGUCUCUCCCUUCCUGUGUGCCAAUUAUGUUUACAUAGAGUUUGAAUCUGAUGUUUGAAAAACGCCGGGCAAGUGGGGAAAGAAAAUUCUUCAUUAUGAGUCCUUGAAAAGUCAUGAAAAAGUUUGGAAGUAUUGUCCAUGAAAAUGUGAGUGCAACCUGUAAUUCAAAGUAUGACUGAUUUUGCAGUGAGCACAGUAAUAAACUGAUCCCAGAAGA
Molecule: messenger RNA, 2190 nt
Organism: Epinephelus fuscoguttatus (brown-marbled grouper)
Lineage: Eukaryota; Metazoa; Chordata; Actinopteri; Perciformes; Serranidae
Product: zinc finger protein 239-like
Exons: 2
Coding region: 133-1524 (463 amino acids)
Biological process (GO): regulation of transcription by RNA polymerase II
Molecular function (GO): RNA polymerase II cis-regulatory region sequence-specific DNA binding; DNA-binding transcription factor activity, RNA polymerase II-specific
Source: RefSeq, a predicted model, not a curated record